UAACAUACACCGACGUCGAAUUUCUCACUGUCGGAACAAGUGUAGCACAAUUAUCACAAGAAUAUGAUUGUGACACGUGGCUUAAUCUCAUACAUACUCUACUUAUACACCAAUCAUUCCCAUCUCUUUCCCACUCAUUUCUUCAACAAAGUUUCCAACUUUUUUCAUAUCUUCAAUUGGGUUUGGUCCAUGGGAAGGGUGAGCUUGCCGCCACCUGUUUGUGAUACAAAUCUCUCGCAGAGAGUGUCUUUUGAGAGCAAUAACCUCCGUGAAGCCUCUUUUUCUUCUUACUUGAACCAUGCAGAGCAAGAAUUUGUGCGUAAACUUGCUGAAUCAACUCGCAAUCGGUCUAAUAAUUCCACCAUUACCACAACAGCUCAAGAACAAGAUGAAGAUCAUAUAGAAGUUUUUGGAGCAGAGAAGUAUUUCAAUGGCGGAAUUAACAGCCCAGAGCUCAUCAAAUUCUGCUCUGAAAAUAAAAAACAGAGCAAGAAGCCUAAAAGUUGCAGCUCAACUCGUUCUGAAGGGAGUUGGAAUAGCCAAAAUGGUUUGUUACAGAAAGUAAAUAGAAAAUCUUCGAAGGAAAUUAAGAAGAAAUCGUCACAAUUGGCUAAGAUUUUGCUGUAUAAAUGCUAUUGCUGCAACAACAAGUCUGUGGAAGUAAAGAACAAUGACAAAUCGCCGCCGACCAAAUCAGGGAUAAAUUUCACGUUUCAGAGCUCAAUACCGGAGGCCACGAAGAACACGGCGCUGAAAAUACAAAUUCAAGGCCGGAAAUCGAUUGAGGUCUUUGGAUCCCCAAAUGUCGAUGCUUUGAACAUGAAUCAUUUGGAGAAGAGGCUGUCGGUAAUGGCGUGGAACGACGUCGUUCCGAGAGUGAAAGCUUCUGAUUCCGAUCAAAUCUACGACGAGGACACCGGAAGUGAUGCAAGUUCGGAUCUUUUUGAGAUUGAGAGCUUAACGGGGAACCCCAAUUCGAUUCUCACAAGACAGGGCUCUAAUUGCUCUGAUUGUAUAACACCCACCGCGCCAAGCGAGGCGAGCAUUGAUUGGAGUGUAACCACGGCCAGCGCCGCUGAUUUCUCCGUCGUGUCGGACUACGAUGAACGGCGGCUCUCCACCACCGCUGCAGCCUACAUGACUAAAUCCAGCUACGAGAGCGACGUGGAGAAUAUUCAUUGGCGGCGUUCGAAUCUUCUGAUGGGUUGUAAGAAUCAGAAAGCGGUGAGAGUGGCCGGAGAUAAGUACGAUUCUCCGGCGGAAGUUCGCCGGAGAACGGCGUCGUUUGGAAGGCUGAUGAGGUUCGAAGCUGAUACCAAAAUUAUGGGGUUUAGCUCGAAUCAGAGAUUUGCUUGUACGCUUCGCUCAUGAGAUAAUUGGGAUUAGAGUUUAAAACAUUCCCUAAUUAAAUGUUGUUUACCUAUUUUAAUUAUUCAUAAUAAAGUGAUAAUUUUUAAGGGAA
This is a messenger RNA of Cucurbita moschata (crookneck pumpkin), 1462 nucleotides long. Its product is annotated as protein PHYTOCHROME KINASE SUBSTRATE 1-like. Gene Ontology annotation, biological process: phototropism. The transcript has a single exon. The record is from RefSeq and is a predicted model, not a curated record. Lineage: Eukaryota; Viridiplantae; Streptophyta; Magnoliopsida; Cucurbitales; Cucurbitaceae. The coding region runs from base 64 to 1371 and encodes 435 amino acids.